AUGGGAUUCAGUGAAAAUACUUGCUUGUUACUUGCUUUUCUCAUAUAUUUGUUCGCUUUUACUCUUCUGAUUAGUGGCUUGGACACCGUCGCGCUAUCUGUGUUGAUCCAAGAACCUGAAACGGUGAGCUCAAAUAAUGGCAUGUUCACUCCGGCAUUUUUCAGACCUCAGAAUUCCACAAGUUGCUACUUAGAAAUUGGGUUUAUGUCUGAAUCCUUUGUUGUUUGGGUGGCUAACAAAAACGAUCCACUAACAGAUUCUUCUGGGAUUCUGACAAUAUCAGGAAAUCACAAUCUUCUUGUUUUGAAUGGGCAAGAACAGGUUGUUUGGUCAACAAAUGUCUCAACGGCAUCAAAUUCGAGUGCUCAACUCUUAGAUUCUGGCAAUCUUGUCCUCAUGGAUAGAACUACUGCUGCAGUCCUGUGGCAGAGUUUCCAGCAUCCUAGCAAUGCAUUAUUAGAAGGCAUGAAACUGGACCCCAAUAAAAAAACAGGCCAGAAGAUGCAACUUGCAUCAUGGAAAAGUACAUACGAUCCAUCCUAUGGAGGAUUUUCUUUCAGUCUUGAACCACGUAAUGUCACUGAAAUAGUCGUGUGGAAAGAAAAUCAUCCUUGCUGGCAAUCUGGUCCCUGGGAUGGCAUAGCCUUCAUUGGAAUAUCUUGGAUGACUCAAUCUAUCUUCAAGAGUGGUGUUCAGAUUAAAGAAGAGGGAGAGAUUUAUAACAUAUCUUAUGAUCACAUAAACAAGUCUAUCUUGAUGACCAUCAUAUUAGAUUCUCAAGGCAUAGUGAAACCAAUGAUUUGGAAUUCUAGGGCAAAUAUUUGGGAAACUCGGAGGAAAGGUUUUCAUUCUACGUGUAAUGUUUAUGGCAUAUGUGGCCCAUAUGGAAUCUGCAAUAAGCAGGGCUCACUAAUCUGCGGCUGCUUGGAAGGGUUUGAACCAAAGAACAAAGAAGAAUGGGCAAGGCAGAAAUGGACUAGUGGGUGCAUUAGAAGAGAAACACUUCAGUGUGGAAGAGACAAAAAAGGUUCUCAAGCUAGCAAAACAGAUGGAUGGUCAAGUUAUGUGCCUAAGGAAUUGCUCUUGCAUGGCUUAUGCCUAUGA
Neltuma alba is the source of this 1104-nucleotide messenger RNA. Its product is annotated as G-type lectin S-receptor-like serine/threonine-protein kinase At1g11330. Lineage: Eukaryota; Viridiplantae; Streptophyta; Magnoliopsida; Fabales; Fabaceae. The transcript is spliced from 2 exons. Gene Ontology annotation, biological process: recognition of pollen. Bases 1 to 1104 code for a protein of 367 amino acids. The record is from RefSeq and is a predicted model, not a curated record.